AUGAGCACCUCACAUGUGCCUUGUGUUCCCCAUCCCGUGCCGUACGUCCCCGUGGGCCGCCUCGCGUCCUCGCACUUGCCACUCUCACCCCACAUCACCCCUCACCACCCACCGCCCUGUGUGCCAUGUGCAGCGCUGCCGGGCGAGGAGGUGGCGGGGGUGGUGCUGCUCAACUGUGCGGGCGGGCUGAACAACAAGGCCAUAGAGGACGACUGGCGCAUCCGCCUGGCGCUGCCCCUCUUCCUCCUCAUCGACUUCCUCCUCUCCUUCCCUCCCCUCGCCUCCGCCAUCUUCAACCGCGUCCGAACCAGGGACAACGUGGCAUCGGUGCUGCGAGCCGUGUAUUGCAACCCCGAUGCCGUCGAUGACGAGCUCGUGCAGCUACUUCUGUGUGUGCUACCUAACGGUUCUGCGCCCCUCGCCCUGCCUCCCCCCCCCCCAUCGCAGCUGAUAUGUGCACCAGCAGAGGACCCCGGGGCGCUGCACGUGUUCAUAGCGGUGCUCACGGGCCCGCCUGGCCCGCGCCCGGAGCACCUGCUGCCACAGAUCGAGGCACCGCUGCUGCUGCUGUGGGGCGAGCAGGACCCCUUCACGCCGCUCGACGGCCCCGUGGGGCGCUUCUUCUCGCUCCUGCCGCACCACCGCCCCCUCACCACCAUGCUCACACUCCCCCUGUGCGGCCACUGCCCCCACGACGACCAGCCCGUGGCCGUGCAGCAAGCGCUGCUGCCAUGGCUCGCCCAGCUGGGCAGCACUAAGUAG
Closterium sp. Naga37s-1 is the source of this 762-nucleotide messenger RNA. NCBI's taxonomy places the organism in Eukaryota, Viridiplantae, Streptophyta, Zygnematophyceae, Desmidiales, Closteriaceae. The record is from the annotation of a GenBank genome assembly.